This is a messenger RNA of Nerophis ophidion (straightnose pipefish), 1676 nucleotides long. RefSeq lists its product as uncharacterized. Bases 390 to 1091 code for a protein of 233 amino acids. The record is from RefSeq and is a predicted model, not a curated record. The transcript is spliced from 5 exons. Lineage: Eukaryota; Metazoa; Chordata; Actinopteri; Syngnathiformes; Syngnathidae.
GUGAGCUCAUUUUCCAAGGUGACGGUCACGUGGGCCUGCCGAUAUAAAAGCGCGGAUCAUGUGAGGAUGAUGAGGCCGGAAGACCUUCAAAUUAAAAGCAUACGCCAUGACUAACGCGUGGGGGAGGGGCGCGCCUCUUAAAGGGAGCGCGCAGCGGCGGCGCGGCGACACUUUCACUUUAGCCACGCGUCGUCCCGCGGAGGAACACACGGCUCCGCGCCCGGAAUAAACAGGCUGUUUAGCGGGCCCGCGGAGUGAUGGCGUGACGGCGGUCUUGCCGGAAAGUUCCAGAAGGGCGGGAUGAGACGCCGCUGAGCGCAACUUGGACUCGGACUGUUGGUGGAGCAGCUCGGAAAUGGAGAAGUGUCCCUUUUUGGAAAGAUAAAAGGAUGUCACUGCCAGUUUUGCUGUUGCUAUCAGUGGUGACGGUCCAAUGCGGCGCGUGUGACCCCGACUGGGAGGCAGUGACCAACGUGAAGGCCACCAUCGACGCCAACCCCGCCGGCUUUCGCACAGUCUUUCCCAAGAACUACUACGUCUCACACCGCUACACCACCACCAUGCUCUGUGACGACGACCCGUGUUGUGUGUUUCCUGCUGCCAUCGUCCUCCUGGAGUCCUGGAACGUGCUCCUGAACAACCUGUGGGACCAGCACCUCAACCGCUCCUUGGUCUUCGACCUCAAGCAAACACUGGAAAGAAUCAUCCGGAAGAACAAAAACACAGAGAGGUUCCAGGAGGAGAUGGACUUGGCCCGCUUCGCCCCGUUCUUCUCCUCCCCCGAGGAGCUCCUCAAGCUGACGUCGGCGCUCUUCCAGCGCUGGCUGGAGGUGGGCUGCUCGCCCUCCAUCCAGGUUUGCCACAUCCCCACGCCGCUGCCCCCGCCGCCGGCCGACAGCAAGGAGCCGCGUCCCUCCAGGGUGCGCCUGCUGACCACGCGCGCCAUCAACAGCCGCAUGGAGGCGGCCGAGCGGGCGCGCCUGAUGGACGUUACGCGGGCUCCUCCCACUCCUCCGUCCGCCGCCGCCCCGGGCCCCGCCUCCGCCUGGAUCCUCCUUCCGCUGGGACUGUACUGGUGCCUGUCGCCAUAGCAACGUGAAGGAUCUCCACACAAGACUUUUGCUGGCACUGAAAGAUGAAGAGAGAUGCGCAGGUUGCAGAUUUCCUGCUCGCUAACACGCAUUAGCAUUAGCUCGCUAACGCCCGCGCACGCCAAACAUUCCCUGGAAGAUGGACUUUUUUUUAUAUCCGGGGCGCUAUGUCAGGUGGGCGGAGUCAAAACUCUUCCCAAACUUUGUCCACUGAAAUGAAAACAUGCAUUUUUAAUAUUUUUCAUCUUCAAAACCAACACAAUAUAUCCUUGUUUUUGUUUUUUUGUUGUUUUUAUCUUUAGGGCUCCCGCCAUGUUUGGUCCCGGGGAUCCAAAAGGGGCCCUGACAUAAAGAUUUUUUUUUUUAAAAGUCAUUUUAUUUUUUUAUUCAGCGCUAAAAUCUCGAGAUUCGCUUCCUGUUGUUUUUGUCUUUUACUUUUUAGUUUCUUUAAUGCCUUUUUGUGUGGAAAAAAACUUUUUUUGUAUUUUUUGGGCAAAAACACAAAAUAUGCAAUAUUUUCCACCCCAAAGAUUUCAAAAGGGAAUAUUUGAGGUCAAGUAAAAAUGUCAUGUAUUAUUGUUAAAA